AUGAUGGGUUACCACUGGCGCAGAAAGUAUUUGAAACGAGUGGCAACACCAAAUGCAGUCCUGAACCCCCACAAGUCUGGUGAGAGUUUCCCUAUAACCUUGUUUCUCAAGAACCUCUUCAAGUAUGGUCUCUCCUGUCAGGAGGUAAAGAAGAUUGUCAAACAGAGGCUGAUCAAAGUUGACGGCAAAUCUAUCGAUGGGACCAAAGACAGCUUACUUAUCCGGUACGAUGCGAAAGGCAGAUUUGUGUUGCGCAGAAUCAAGCCAGAGGAAGCUAUGGUGGGAUCAUCAUAUACCCAGACCCCUAUGGUCAAGGUCAAGGACACCCUCAUGGUGGACAAUACCUCGGGCGAGAUAAAGAAAUUCCUUAUGUCUGACACAGGUAACCUAGUGAUGAAUACGGGUGGGCAUAACUUCGAGCGUGUCGGCACAAUCCAUAACAUAGAAAGUCCACCAGGAUCCUUCGAUAUCUUUUAUGACAAGGACGCCCUUGGACAUACUUUUGCCACCAGACUGUCCCACGUCUUUGUCAUCGGCAAAGGCAACAAGCCAUGGAUCUCUCUAGCCCGGGGCCAGGGCGUCGCUAACCAUCGCUGA
Messenger RNA from Candidula unifasciata, 597 nucleotides. The record is from the annotation of a GenBank genome assembly. Lineage: Eukaryota; Metazoa; Mollusca; Gastropoda; Stylommatophora; Geomitridae.